Messenger RNA from Erythranthe guttata (spotted monkey flower), 2597 nucleotides. NCBI's taxonomy places the organism in Eukaryota, Viridiplantae, Streptophyta, Magnoliopsida, Lamiales, Phrymaceae. The record is from RefSeq and is a predicted model, not a curated record.
AUGAAUACUCAACGAGAAGGAUCUUCAACUACUCGUCCACCUCUUCUAAUCGGCUCCAACUACUCAUACUGGAAAUCAAAAAUGAAGAUGUUUAUCAAAUCCAUAGAUGAGAGAGCAUGGCGCGCCAUCAUAACUGGUUGGACACCUCCCAUGAUCAAAGGAGAAGACAAAGAGGAAGUAUUCAAACCAGAAGCAGAUUGGAGUGAUGGAGAAAUACUACUCGCAAACUACAACUCGAGGGCCCUAAACGCAAUAUUUAGUGGUGUUGAUGAUAAUCAAUUUAAACUUAUAGCGUCAUGUGAAUCUGCAAAGAGAGCUUGGGAAAUUCUUCAAGUCACAUACGAAGGAACGUCAACUGUAAGGACAUCCAAGUUACAGAUGUUGGCCACCAAAUUCGAAAAUUUGAAGAUGGAGGAGAAUGAGACGAUCACUGACUUCCAUGCUAAAUUAUGUGAUAUCUCAAAUGAAUCAUACGCACUCGGUGAACCAUACUCAGAAAGCAAAUUAGUGAGAAAAGCUAUGCGCUCAUUACCUGAAAGAUUCGCUUACCGAAUUGCUGCCAUUGAAGAAGUCAGAGACGUUGACACGCUCAAACUAGACGAACUCAUGGGGAAACUUCUAGCACAAGAACUCAAUCAUGGUGAAAAUCAUCGUGAAAAGUCUAGAGAAAAGAAGAUAGCCUUUCAAGCAGAAACAUCAUAUGCAACGCCCCAAAAUUCGUCAACUCAAGAAGAUGAGCAAACAGUUGAAGAAUCCUUGGCACUACUAUCGAAAAAUUUUGGGAAAUUUCUCAAAAAGAUCGAAAAAAGGGGAAAUCUUCCAAGCACAGGGAAACCCGUGAAUUUUCAAAAUUCUAGGAGAAAUUCAAAUCAAGAUAACUCAGAGGAGUCAAAACCAAGAAGAAUACAAUGUCGAGAAUGCGAAGGCUUUGGUCACAUUCAAUCAGAAUGCGCAAACACCCUGAAGAAAAAGAAGAAAAUGUCACUUACUACUGGUUGGAGCGAUGAAGAAGAAUCUGAUGAUGACCAAGGAAACAACAAUCAAGUCACUAACUUUGUAGCAUUCAGCAGCAAAGUUCCUCUGGACAGCUCAGAAUCAACUGUUGCUUCAACUGUUGCAACAGACUGUGAAACAGAAUCCAGGUAUGAAAAUAUGUGUUCUGAUUAUGAAAAAAAUCUAAACGAAAAUUCUUCUUUUGCAGAGGAUCCGAACAGCAGCAGUGAUGAGGAAGAACCAACCUUGGAUGAAGUAAAGGAGGUAUAUGAAAAAAUGUACCAAAAAUGGCUCGACGUCGUUAAGGUAAAUAACUUCCUGGAAAAGGAGAAGUUUGUGCUUGUAGAGGAAAACAAGACACUAAAGGUAAGAAUCUCUACUCUUGAGGAAAGGGUCAUAUCUAGUGAUCAAGAGAAAAAUAGUUUGCAGGCUAAACUUACUCAAACUCAAGAAGCAAUUGCAAAAUUGAACUUGGGUAGAGGUAAUCUAGAUGAAAUCUUAAGCAACAACAAGCCAAACUAUAAUCGUCUAGCCAUAGGAGGGAGUCAGCUACCCAAAGUUGAUCUAAAGCGAAAGGAAGAUCAAAACAGAAAAAUCAACUUUGUUAAACAAGCUUCUGUCUCACAAACAGUUGCAACUGUUGAAGCAACGAAACACAAUUCAAAGAAAAGGUUUAUUCCCACUUGUUUUUUCUGUCAAAAUCCAGGUCACAUACGUCCUAGAUGUUUCAAAUAUUUAAAACUUGUGAAAAAGCUUGUGGCUCGUUCUCUUUACUCUGCUAGGGCUGAUUAUUUUCCUUCACCCUCUCAAAAACCCAAAAAUAAAAUUGAUAUUUCCAAUAGACCUCAGCAAAAAAUUUGGGUUGAAAAGUCCACGUUUAAAUGCUUAUCUGCGAUUACUUCUUUAAAAGCAAGUACUACUAAUGAUUGGUAUUUUGACAGUGGGUGUUCACGACAUAUGACCGGUGUUAAAGAGUUUCUGAAAAACUAUCAACAAAUCACCGGUGGAGCUGUUACCUUUGGAAACGGAAAAAAGGGUGAAGUGCUAGGGAAAGGAUCGCUAAAUCAUGAGAAUCUGCCAAAGCUGAAGAAUGUACUACUUGUAGAAGGACUCACGUCAAAUCUGAUAAGCAUCAGCCAGCUAUGUGAUCAAGAUCUUGAAGUCAGAUUCAACAAAUUCGCAUGUCGAGUAUUAGACAAAGACGAGAAUUGUGUUAUUCAAGGAACUCGAUCAUCUGACAACUGCUAUGUUCUUGUCUCUGCUGGACCACUGGAAGAGGAACCAACAAAGGAAUCGGAAAACAGCUCCAGUGUCGCACCAACAGUUCCAACAGUUGAUGCAGCCUCUACCAAUUCAGAAGAAAGUGACGUCAAUUCUGAAACAGGAGACGAAGCUGAAGUCAGGCCUCUCGAAUUGGAUGAUCAAACUCACAAGGAACCCUCAAGAAGAGUAAAAAAGAAUCAUCCAGUGGAUCAAGUCAUUGGCCCGGUAGAAGAAGGAAUUCAAACCCGAGGCUUUAGCGAUGCUGAUUGGGCAGGUGAUGCAGUCGAUCGAAAAAGCACAACUGGAGGAUGUUUCUAUCUUGGGAACAAUCUCGUGUCCUG